This is a messenger RNA of Seriola dumerili (greater amberjack), 795 nucleotides long. It is a transcript of the gene apopt1, whose product is annotated as apoptogenic 1, mitochondrial. Lineage: Eukaryota; Metazoa; Chordata; Actinopteri; Carangiformes; Carangidae. The record is from RefSeq and is a predicted model, not a curated record. Bases 139 to 765 code for a protein of 208 amino acids. The transcript is spliced from 5 exons. Gene Ontology annotation, cellular component: mitochondrion. Gene Ontology annotation, biological process: intrinsic apoptotic signaling pathway.
GUGACAGGAUGGCUGGUUAGACACAGAAGGACAUGAACUCUCUGCGCUGAAGUGUGGACGGACAGUAACAGCAGGGUGCUCGGUUCUGUAUGGGUCAAUAAAUGUAUGUAAGACGCGGUUUAGUUUCGGUUAAUUAAAAUGGCGUCCCGAACAACAGCAGCAGCGGUGGCCUGUUUAACGUGGAGGAGGUUUGGUCCCGUCGCCCUCCACGCUCCUCUGCGCCCACACAGCUUAUCAGCAGCGAGCAGUCGGCUCUGCAGCUCCAAACAGGCAACCCAGCAGGACAAAACACCAAAGAGAUCCGCCUUCAGGCCAGCAGCCAACUCCACACACGACUGGAUCGGUCCUCCAAACCCCCUGUCCAACCUGCGGCCCAUCGUUUACCACGUCCCCGAGAACGAGUCUGAGCUGGAGAAGCGGCUGAGACACCUCAGGCAGGAGACGGAGGACUGGAACCAUGACUUCUGGACCAAACAGAACAUCACCUUCAGCAAGGAAAAAGAUGAUUACAUCACCUCACACUUCAAGGCAAAAGGCUUGACUGUGCGUGAUGAGCAAGGACGCCGGCGGCCCUUGAGCAGUGAAGAAAUGGCCGUCUUCUACAAGAACUUCCUGGACAAAAACAGAACACGACAUGCAAAUUACAACAAGGAAUGGUACCGACGAAACUUCACCAUCACCUUGCUCAUGGCCCGAGUCGCCCUGAACAACAUGUGGAGGACUGUUACACAUAGCAGCAAGAAAAGCAGCACUCCUACCACCUGAUGAUAAAUAAACUCUUCACCCACUCUGCUA